CGGACCCGGUGAGGCCUGGCUCCAUCUUGGGCCGCGGCUCCGGGCACCUGUGGCGGCCGCAGAAACCUCGCUUCCGCUGGCCUGCGCGCCCCCGGAGGGCGACAGGGUGAGAGGCCCGCUUGGCGGCCAUGAGCUCUCAACACCCUGAGCCAGGUGCCCAGGCACCCCACAAUCCCCGCCCACAGACCCUGUCUCAGAGCUCUUCCAGCUUGCUAUGUGAAGGCCGGGAGCAGAGGCCAGAGCUGCGCAAGAGUGCCAGCAGUACUGUGUGGCAGGCCCAGCCAAGUGAGGCCAGCACUAGGCCCUGGACCCUGGAGGAAGAGGGGUGCCAGACUGAAAGCAUGGAACAAGCACAGACCCCCAGCCCUGGGUCACAAGCUGGUGCUGUGGGUCACUGGCGGAGCAGCACCGUUGGCAAUGUGUCCACCAUGGGCAGUGGUGACCUGUGUAAUCUACGGGCCCUCAAUGUGGCAGCUGUGCAGAGGAGCCACUCAGACUUGGUCCGUAGCUCCCAGACCCGGGGUCAUGGUGGUGCUCGGAAGGCCAGCCUCAGUUGCUCUGCGCUUGGCAGCUCACCUGUUCACCAGGCUCAGCUGCGGCCUGGUGGCGUUGCUGGCCAGGCCCCUGCCGUCCUGCAAAGUGAUCCAGCUCCAGAGGGAGGGACUUCUAAUUCAGCCUGGAUGUUAGGGGAAAGACAGGUGUGGGUGCUACCCUUAGACCUGGAGGGCAAAACUGCCCAUGUCAGCAGUGCCCAGGGUGAACCCAAAGCUCCUGAGCAGCCGUCCACCACCUCCUGCUAUGAUCUACCCCCAGCAACUGUGCUCUGUAGCGUGAGGGAGGCAGUGGCUGGUGGCUGCUGCCAUGCUCUGCCUGCCACAGGGAUCCUGGCCUUUCCUAAACUGGUCGCAUCAGUGAGUGAGUCUGGGCUGCAGGCUCAGUAUGGGAUGAAGUUCCACUGUAAGUUGCCUGGGGCGCUUUCUGGGCACCCCCACUGCUGUGCCCGUACUUGGGGACCCACAGGCCUAGCCACAGAGUCUGGCUCCAGGACAAAAGAUGUGUGGACCAUGACCUCAGCCACUGACUUGACCCCAGGAUUGGCAUCAGCCCAUGAUGCUGGGGUACAGGCAGCACCAGUGGCAGCAUGCAAGGCUGUGGCCACCAGUCCAUCCCUGGAAGCACCUGUGACCCUGCACAUGUUCCCAGAAGUAACAAUGGGGUCCAGCCUGGAAGAGGCAUCAUCACCUGUACGGGAUGUGCGAUGGGAUGCUGAGGGGAUGACAUGGGAGGUGUAUGGAGCCUCUGUGGAUCCUGAGGUGCUUGGUGUGGCCAUCCAGAAACACCUGGAGAUGCAAUUUGAACAGCUGCAGCGGGCACCAGCCAGUGAGGACAGCCUGUCUUCAGAGGGCCGGAGGGGACCGCUGCGGGCCGUCAUGCAGUCACUGCGGCGCCCCAGCUGCUGUGGCUGCUCUGGAGCGGCCCCAGAAUGAAUAACUGUGGCUCUGAAGUUGGCCUAGUCUCCAGACCUGGUCCUAAGCCAGUGAUGGGGACAGUGGGGAUCCCAUGUCACCUGAACCCACCCUCUCACUUGAACAUCAGCUGCCUAUAGACCAUAGGACACAGCCUUGGGCUUGCAGUUCCAUGCAGCUGGGCUGUCUCUUAAGGGCUUGAUUUCCAAGAGCCACAUUUCUGCUCAUUCUGGGCUCUGAACUUUGGGACAUAUUUUGCAAUGUGUAUAAGCAAGAUCUUGAUUUUUCUGUAAAAGUAUUUAACCUCUGUUCAGUCUGCCCACAGAUCUUUGCUGUUACUCUCCCAGGACUCUUGGUGGCUUUAUUUUAAUAGCAUUGCUAGGAAAUGAAUUCUUAUAUUACACAAGAGGCCCAAGUAACAGGGAUUGCCUCUGUAUUUAGGGAACUGACAUUGUCUAAGGC
Molecule: messenger RNA, 1928 nt
Organism: Nannospalax galili (Upper Galilee mountains blind mole rat)
Lineage: Eukaryota; Metazoa; Chordata; Mammalia; Rodentia; Spalacidae
Gene: Gprin2
Product: G protein regulated inducer of neurite outgrowth 2
Exons: 2
Coding region: 129-1487 (452 amino acids)
Biological process (GO): neuron projection development
Cellular component (GO): plasma membrane
Source: RefSeq, a predicted model, not a curated record